UAUGGCUUCCUCUAGACUGCGUUUCUUUCUUUCUCUAUAUUUCAUUUACUAUUUUGAUCUCACCGUUGCCGAUGAGCUACAAUCUCUGUACCAUGACUGUUAUGUCAACAAUGGUAAUUAUACCACCAAUAGUACUUACAAGGCAAACCUCAAUCACCUUCUAAAUUCCCUCACCAACACUACCCCCAUAUACAAUGGAUUUUACCAUUCCUCUUAUGGGAAAAAUCCUGACAAAGUUUAUGGAAGUGCAAUCUGCAGACCAGACAUGGAUCCGGACACUUGUCGCGAUUGCGUAACUGUCGCGACUCGGAACCUGGCAUCUCUCUGUCCCAACUUUAGGAUGGCGAUCGGCGGAUAUGAUGAUUACAACUAUACCAACUGUAUGUUACGUUAUGCAUACUAUGACAUGAUAGGCGUAAUGGAAAACGCUCCUUAUUUUUUUGUGUAUUCACUAAGUAACAUUACAGAAAAUGUGGAAGAGUUCAAUCAGACACGGCAGAGCUUGUUGCAGAGGCUAAUAAGUCAGGCUACAGCUGGGGGUUCUAACAAGUAUGCUGCUGGAGAAGAAGCUGUUUCAACUAUUGUAACAUUAUAUGGACUUGUCCAGUGUACUCCUGACUUAACCGAAAGUAAAUGCAAUGAGUGCCUCAUUGAUGCUAAUAAACUUUUGCCAAAUUGUUGUGAUACAAGGCAAGGUGGAAGAGUAAUUACCCCAAGCUGUAGUUUUAGAUACGAGACAAACGAAUUCUACGAGUCUUCAAUUGCAGGACCUCCAGUCUCCCCUCCUACACCAUCAACCAAUACCACAACUCAGAAAGGAAAGAAUAAUUAUAUUAUCAUCAUUAUAGUGGUUGUUUCGGUCGUUACAUCUGUGAUACUAAUCAUAGGCAUCAUCAUCCUUUUAAGAUGGAGGAAACGGAAGGAGAAAAAUGAAAAUGUGGAAGAAAUAAAAGAUACAGAGUCCUUGCAGUUCGACUUUGGCACCAUCCAGAUUGCCACAGAUAACUUCUCUGAUGAUAAUAAGCUUGGACAAGGUGGAUUUGGUGUGGUAUACAAGGGCACGCUUUCCAAUGGACAACAAGUAGCUGUCAAGAGACUGUCUAAGAAUUCUAAACAAGAUCCAAUCAAAUGUGAAUAUAUGGACUGGGAAAGGCGUUACAAGAUCAUAGGGGGCAUUUCUCGAGGGCUACUCUAUCUCCAUGAAGACUCUAGACUUCGAAUUAUUCACCGUGAUCUCAAAGCAAGUAACAUUUUGUUAGAUUUAGACAUGAAUCCGAAAAUUUCCGAUUUUGGGAUGGCAAAAUUGUUUGAAGUAGAUGAAAGUCAAAGUGAUACAAAUCAAGUCGUAGGAACCUUUGGGUAUAUGGCUCCAGAGUAUAUAAAGUAUGGGCGAUUCUCAGUUAAGUCUGAUGUCUAUAGCUUUGGUGUUCUACUUUUAGAAAUUGUAAGUGGUCAGAAGAGAAGUGGUUUUGGAAGCAAAGACGAAUCAGACGACCUUCUAACUUAUGCAUGGAAAAGUUGGAAUGAAGAAUCGACUGUAAAUCUAAUAGAUCCUACUAUGAGGGAUAGUCCAACAACAGAAAUGAUAAAAUGCAUCCACAUUGCGUUAUUAUGUGUUCAGGAAAGUGCAUCUGACAGACCAACCAUGGGUUCAGUUGUUUUCAUGCUUAACACCGACUUUGUCAAUCUCCCAGCGCCUUCAAAACCUGGAUUCUAUAUGCAUAGUUCAUCAAAACCAGUGACCACAUCAUCAUCUUUAGAGCGUUCUGGGUCAAGUAACUUGAAUCGACACCGAAUUGAAGGAGUCCCAUUAUCACAAAAUGAGGUUUCAAUUACCGAGCUAUAUCCUAGAUAGUAUGAGUGAAGGUGAAGUAUUCAUUAUGCAUUUUUGUUCUUCUAUGUUAUGUUAUCACUCUGCUCCAAUAUGCGUUGUAUUUAUUCCAAAACAGAGUUAUGCUC
This is a messenger RNA of Pistacia vera, 1959 nucleotides long. RefSeq names its product cysteine-rich receptor-like protein kinase 25. The record is from RefSeq and is a predicted model, not a curated record. Gene Ontology annotation, biological process: protein phosphorylation. NCBI's taxonomy places the organism in Eukaryota, Viridiplantae, Streptophyta, Magnoliopsida, Sapindales, Anacardiaceae. The transcript has 7 exons. Gene Ontology annotation, molecular function: ATP binding; protein kinase activity. The coding region runs from base 2 to 1855 and encodes 617 amino acids.